GUUGACCACGUCUGCCCGGAGGCUGGGACCGGUCUCCUGGCCGCCUACGAGCAGUGGCGCGGGAGUGCCGACAGCCAGGCCUGCUGCGAUUACGCCCUGCACGUCGACGUCCCUCGCUGGCACGAAAGCCUGAAGGAGGAGCUGGAAGCCCUGGUGAAGGACAAGGGUGUGAACUCCUUCCUGGUUUUUAUGGCGUACAAAGACAAACUGCAGUGCACCGAUGCCCAGAUGUAUGAAAUAUUCUGCACUAUUCGAGACCUGGGGGCCAUCGCCCAAGUGCAUGCUGAGAACGGAGACAUCAUCGAUGAG
Messenger RNA from Cariama cristata (Red-legged seriema), 309 nucleotides. RefSeq names its product dihydropyrimidinase-related protein 4-like. The annotation marks the transcript as partial. Gene Ontology annotation, molecular function: hydrolase activity, acting on carbon-nitrogen (but not peptide) bonds, in cyclic amides. Gene Ontology annotation, cellular component: cytosol. NCBI's taxonomy places the organism in Eukaryota, Metazoa, Chordata, Aves, Cariamiformes, Cariamidae. The transcript has 3 exons. The record is from RefSeq and is a predicted model, not a curated record.